CUUGACUUGAGAGUCAAAUGAAAUUGAAAGGAAAAUAAUAAAUAUGUUUUCUGAGUAUAAAAAAUACAUUAAACUUGUUAGUUAUUUUUUAUAUAUACAUAUAAAUAUAUAUAUGAACGUACGUAUAUAUGGUGGGGAAAAAAGUUGAUGUCGAUGUUUUUGUAAGACUUGGUGCCAUUCACUAAUUGAAAGAGUUAGAGUGUGUAUAUAUUUAAUUACAUAGAAAAGAAAAAAUUUGUGGACAAAUUUUGACAAAAUGACUUUAUUACCGCCGACUACUGAGCAACAAAAAAAAAUAUAUGAAGAAAUUCCACCGGAUCCUGAAAUGAGACGUAAGGACAUUCAAGCCCUUCGUGAAUGGAUACUAAAACAACCCCAUUUACCAAAACAUAUGGAUAACGACAGAUUAGAAAAAUUUUUAUUCGGUUGUAAAAAUAGCAUUGAGCGUUGCAAGAUGAUUUUAGAAAGAUAUUUCACCGCAAGAACUGCACUUCCGGAGUUUUUUUUACAUAGAGAUCCAAUGUCACGUGACAUACAAGACUGUUGUAAAACAAUAGAAUACUUCGUGUUACCAUCGCUAACCGACGAAGGCCAUCGUGUGACAGUAUUGCGUUUGAAAGACAAGGAUAUCAAUAGAUUUUCUGUUCAAGCUAUUACGAGACGUAUACUUAUGGUAAUGGAUGCAAGAUUAACUGAGGAAGCUUGUCUUUCAAAUCAAAUGGUUUUUGAUCUUGAGGGAUUUACUGCUGCACAUUUUGCUAAAUGUAGUCCAACACAAGCGCUCGUAAGAAAAGCAAUGCUCGCUGCACAAGACAGCAUGCCAUUACGUUUACACAAAGUCUACUUUAUAAAUGCUCCAUCAUUUAUAAAUAACGUCCUUAAUAUUUUUUAUCCUUUACUAAAACCAAAAUUGGUAGAAAAGUUUCGUGUACAUUCGGGUGGAGGUGAAGAAUUGUGCUCUUAUAUGAAUAAAGAUAUUUUGCCAAAAGAAUGGGGAGGUAAAGCUGGAACAUGUAAACAUUUAAAUGAUGCAUGGAAAAAAAAAAUUGAAAAAUACCGAGACUGGUUUUUACAAGAAGAAAAAUUAAGUAAGACAGAUGAGAAAGUGAGAAUGCCAACUUCUUCGUCAUCAUUUGCACUCGAACUUGGCGGCAUUCAAGGCUCAUUUCGACAACUCAAUAUCGAUUGAAUUUAAUUUACUUUUAUAUUUUUUUUACUCUCUAUUUAUUAAUGUUAUAGCCAUAGACAUUUAAUUUCAUUAAAUAAUUAUUUUUUAAAUUUAAUUCAUUAGUUUUAUUCAAAAUAAAAUUCAUCAUUUAACUCAUUUUCCAUUAUAAUUAAAAAAAAUCUAUUUAGUUCUCAAGUGUCCGGUAGUUCCAUCUACAGCCUGGCAUAAAACUUCAAACUAAAUCAUAUUUUAAAUAAAAUAUAUCAACUAUAUAAAUUAUGUAUAAAAAUAAAUUUUAAAUCAAUAAAUUUUUUAAAUAUUUGAAUUUCUCAAAAACUCUAAAUUUUUCCCGAGCUCAAAAUUUUGUAA
This is a messenger RNA of Microplitis mediator, 1537 nucleotides long. Its product is annotated as retinol-binding protein pinta-like. The transcript has 7 exons. Gene Ontology annotation, cellular component: membrane. Lineage: Eukaryota; Metazoa; Arthropoda; Insecta; Hymenoptera; Braconidae. The coding region runs from base 257 to 1189 and encodes 310 amino acids. The record is from RefSeq and is a predicted model, not a curated record. Gene Ontology annotation, molecular function: phosphatidylinositol bisphosphate binding.